Molecule: messenger RNA, 2869 nt
Organism: Drosophila navojoa
Lineage: Eukaryota; Metazoa; Arthropoda; Insecta; Diptera; Drosophilidae
Gene: boss
Product: G protein coupled receptor bride of sevenless
Biological process (GO): G protein-coupled receptor signaling pathway; visual perception
Cellular component (GO): membrane
Molecular function (GO): G protein-coupled receptor activity; sevenless binding
Source: RefSeq, a predicted model, not a curated record
AUGAGUGGCUCCACUCAAUGCGCGUUAGUUUGCCUGCUCAUCACUGUGAGCUGCAUUGCUCAGUGCCAUGGAGCAGGCACUGCCACGCCCAUCAAGAAGGGGGCUCCGCUGCGCAUAACGAAACCGCAGCCCAUCAGCAGCACCACUGCGGCACCGCCAACGACCAGCGUGGACAGCACCAGCACCACAGGCGAGCUGCUGUCGCCUCUAAUUUACUCCACGACGGAAGCAACCGCCAGCAGCGCCAGCGCCAGCAGCAUCACGACGGCAGAGGACGGUAGCAGCACAACUGCAGCGGGCAGCCUGGUGCCGGAGAUUUGUAUAACGGGACUGCAACUGACGCUAACCAAUGCGGCCGGGGAGCAGGUGGUGCGCAGGCAGCCAGAGCUGGUGCAAAUCAUCGAGGGCGACGUCAUGCUGAGUGUCCUGACCAGUGAUCCCGUCUCGGCGAUGUUUGUCAUCAAUCGCGUGAACCAGGCUAAUCUCAUCUCAGCGGACUUUGAAGUUGGCAUUCGCGCCAUAACUGUGGACAAUGCCAGCCUGGCUGAGAAUCUGCUCAUACAGGAGGUGCAGUACUUGCAGCAGUGCACUCAGUACUCCAUGGGCAUAUUCCUAGACUAUGAUCUGUACAGGCACCUCGAGUCGAUAAUCAGGGACUUGGAGUACAAUGUGUGGCCCAUACCCAGCACGCGCGGCCAUCUCUUCCCCAAGGUGGCGCAUCUGCUGCACCAGAUGCCGUGGGGCGAGAAGACCGCCUCCGUGGAGAUCGUCACCGAAACCCUGGACGUGUACAAUGAGUUCAUGGACGCCGCCAGGCAGGAGCACAUGUGCCUGAUGCACUUCAAGAGCGACGACAACAUCUACAUACUCUUCGGCAACAAGAUGGCCAAUCACUUCAAGGAGAACGGCACGGUGUUUGUCGUGCCCACGGACCGUGCAGAUCAUGUAUUCCUGGAGGAGCUGCCCAACAAGGCAUUCGUUCUGAUGGAGAAUGACAUAGAGCUGCGGGCGGCUGACCUGGAUCCGAUGCCCACGGCGCUCGACGAGGUGCUCAUUGGCAAGAGUGUGCUGCCCUCGCGCGUCCUGGUCUUCGCCAGCCCCGUCGUUGACCUGAUGAACUGGCUGCGCGCCUCGCUGGCCAAGCACUGCAAGCGCGAUGAGGACUUGUAUGUGCUGGAGAGCUGCUUCAACUUCCUCAACUUCAUCGAGGACUGGCGCACUCCCGAGUACCGGCGACCCCACGACACGCAGGAGCUGCUGGCGCUGCUGCGCAUGCGCAAGCUCUCCACGUCGAUGGUCUUCCAGAUGUACCAGAAGAAACAGGAGACCCUGGAUGUGAUAACGGGCGAGUCGCGCAUGGAGCUGCGCGAGAUCGCCUCCCAGAACUUUGUGACCAACGUGACCACCUACUACCACUACAAUCGCGACAAUCACACCAGCCUGGAGCUGAAGACGAAGUUCGGCUUGGUCUUCAACUGCCAGUACACGGUGGGCGACAACCGGCGCCACCCGUUCGUCUUCGAUGGCGAGAGCGUCAUGUUCUGGCGCAUCAAACUGGACACCUGGGUGGCAGCGGGCCUGACGGCCGCCAUUCUCGGCCUGAUCGCCACGCUGGCCAUUCUGGUGUUCAUUGUGGUGCGCAUCUCGCUGGGCGAUGUGUUUGAGGGCAAUCCGGUCACCUCGAUCCUGCUGCUGCUCUCGCUCAUCCUCGUCUUCUGCUCCUUCGUGCCCUUCUCCAUGGAGUACGUGGGCGAGCAGCGCAACUCGCAUGUCACCUACGAGGAUGUGAACACCCUCAACACGCUCUGCGCCGUGCGGGUGUUCCUGAUGACGCUCGUCUACUGCUUUGUCUUCUCACUGCUGCUCUGCCGUGCUGUGAUGCUGGCCUCGAUCGGGUCCGAGGGCGGAUUCCUCUCCCAUGUCAAUGGCUACAUUCAAGCCGUCAUCUGCAUAUUCAGCGUCUUUGUCCAGGUGGGCAUGUCCGUGCAGCUGCUGGUGGUCAUGCACAUGGCCUCCGAGAGCGUCUCCUGCGAGAACAUCUACUACGGCCGCUGGCUCUGGGGCCUGAUGGCCUACGAUUUCCUGCUGCUCUGCUGUCUGGUCAGCCUGGUGCCGUUCAUCUAUCGCUCGCAGCGCAACUACCGCGAGGGCAUCCUGAUUGUGAUUGGGGGCGUGCUCAUUCUGAUCAUCUGGACCGUCUGGAUCAUCCUGUCGCUCUUUGGCGACGAGUGGCGGGAUGCGGCCAUUCCGCUGGGGCUGCAGGCCACCGGCUGGGCUGUCCUAGUGGGCAUCCUAAUACCACGCGCGUUCCUCAUUGUGCGCGGCAUUGAACGCUCGGACAUUGCCCAGGCGCUGCCCUCGCUUACCUCCCUGGCCUUUGCCCAAAACAAUCAGUAUUCCUCCGAGCAGAGCGUUUAUGAGUGUGUGAAUCCUGCUAUGCGCCACUGCUCGCAGGAGGAGGUGAACCAUCAGUCGCCCAGCGAGAUACCCACGCUGCCUCUGCGCGGCGGCGGUCCACGACGUCAGCAGUUCUUUGCCAAUCUUCGCCAGGCCAAUGCCAACAUCAAUCCGCAACGUCCGCCGCCACGCCCACAGCAGAGCCCCUCGCGCUCCUCCGUCUGCUCCCUGCCGCCCUCACCCGAGCACAGCAAGAUCACACGUUUCUGAGCGAAUCCGGGAACAGAUCCAUAGACAGACCUAACCAGCACACCGCAACUUCCGUUCGAACUCUAGUCAAAGCGCCAAGAAUGUGCAUUAAUUAAAUUGCUGUAAUCUAUUUGUUAAUCUAACAUUUUAAUUAUCGACGAACCAAUAACCCAUGGCCAUUUACGACUUUAAUAAAACUAAAUGGAUACAGACGAGAAAUAUA